AUGGCUGUCCGCGCACAGUUCGAGAACUCCAACGAAGUUGGUGUUUUUGCUACACUUACCAAUGCCUAUGCGAUUGUCGCAGUAGGCGCUUCUGAGAACUUCUACAGUGUCUUCGAGGCUGAACUUCAGGAUGUCAUUCCUAUCUGCCACGCCACAAUUGCCGGAACCCGCAUCGUCGGCCGUCUGACUGCCGGUAACAAGAAGGGUCUCCUUGUCCCCACAACUACAACCGACCAAGAGCUCCAGCACUUGCGCAACUCGAUACCGGACAGCGUCAAGAUCCAGAGGAUAGAAGAGCGGUUAUCAGCCCUUGGAAACGUCAUUUGCUGCAACGAUCACGUCGCACUCGUCCACCCAGAUAUCGAGCGAGAGACCGAAGAGAUAAUAGCAGAUGUGCUUGGUGUGGAGGUCUUCAGGCAAACGAUCGCGGACAACGUCCUCACAGGCUCAUACAUGGCCCUGAGCAAUCAGGGUGGUAUUGUGCACCCCAAGACAUCGAUCCAGGACCAGGACGAGCUGUCAAGUCUGCUGCAGGUCCCGCUUGUCGCUGGUAGCGUGAACCGAGGUAGCGCAGUUGUUGGUGCGGGUAUGGUCGUCAACGACUGGAUGGCUGUCACCGGCCUUGACACAACAGCGACCGAGCUGUCUGUCAUCGAGUCGGUCUUCCGUUUGGGCGAAGGUCAAGCGAGCAACAUCAACACGACCCACAAGGACGCUAUGGUCGAGUCCUUCUACUAG
Messenger RNA from Boeremia exigua, 738 nucleotides. RefSeq names its product eukaryotic translation initiation factor-like protein 6. Bases 1 to 738 code for a protein of 245 amino acids. The record is from RefSeq and is a predicted model, not a curated record. Gene Ontology annotation, biological process: maturation of 5.8S rRNA; ribosomal subunit export from nucleus; maturation of LSU-rRNA. Gene Ontology annotation, cellular component: preribosome, large subunit precursor; nucleolus; cytosol. Gene Ontology annotation, molecular function: ribosomal large subunit binding. The transcript is spliced from 3 exons. NCBI's taxonomy places the organism in Eukaryota, Fungi, Ascomycota, Dothideomycetes, Pleosporales, Didymellaceae.